Hippocampus zosterae (dwarf seahorse) is the source of this 2819-nucleotide messenger RNA. Its product is annotated as gap junction alpha-5 protein-like. Gene Ontology annotation, biological process: cell communication. NCBI's taxonomy places the organism in Eukaryota, Metazoa, Chordata, Actinopteri, Syngnathiformes, Syngnathidae. The transcript has 7 exons. Gene Ontology annotation, cellular component: connexin complex. The record is from RefSeq and is a predicted model, not a curated record. The coding region runs from base 553 to 1740 and encodes 395 amino acids.
ACACACUCACACACACACACACACACGGUAGAGACGUCCAAAUGUAUAGAGGCAAACACACACAAAGCAACACAUCCACAUACAGUACAUGGGAUUCCAUUGUGGACUCAGCCCAGGGCAAGUGAAGGAGGGAAAGACCCAGGCAGGGUGAGCGAGCGAGAGAGAGAGAGAGAGACUACAAAAGUGAGAGUCACCCCCGACGUCCACUCUCACGCACCCGCAAAGUGCGUCCGGACUGCAAGCAACUUGCUGACUUUCUCUCUGGGUUUUUUUUCGGGGUCAAAAGUCAUCCAGAACUUUUGGAGCGCUUUCCUUGGAUUCCGUGACCCGUCGCCACUUCCCGCAGGCGCAGCCAGAAAGACUGGGCUUCAUCAUCCCGCCUUGCUCAAGGGCGUUUGCUCGGACCGGCCCCACCGUGCCGCUCGUCGGCCCAAGCGCAAGUUUCCCAGCUUCGAGCCCGCAGGCGACAUCGCGCCAUCAACGAGAUCGUCAGACAAGAACGUGACUUUGGCCGAGUGGUAGCCGGCAUCCAAACAGCCAGUGAGGAAAUCAAUGGCAGACUGGAGUCUGCUGGGAAACUUCCUGGAGGAAGUACAGGAACACUCCACCUCCAUUGGCAAGGUGUGGUUGACCAUCCUGUUCAUCUUCCGCAUCCUGGUCCUCGGGACGGCGGCCGAGUCGUCUUGGGGUGACGAGCAGGAGGACUUCAACUGCGACACGGAGCAGCCCGGCUGCGAGAACGUUUGCUACGACAAGGCCUUCCCCAUCGCGCACAUACGAUACUGGGUGCUGCAGAUCGUGUUCGUUUCCACGCCCAGCCUGGUGUACAUGGGCCACGCCAUGCACACGGUGCGGCGGGAGGAGAAGCGGCGCAACCGAGAGGAGGAGGAGGAGGAUGACGACGACCCAGGAGGGGGCGACGACGAUGAGGAGCAAGGCGGCAAGGAUGACAAGGAAUCGGCCAAGGGAAAGAAAUCGAGACCGUCGGCGGGAAGGGUGCGCCUCAAGGGGGCGCUGCUGCAGACCUACGUGCUGAGUAUCCUCAUCAGGAGCAUCAUGGAGGUGGUGUUUCUCUGCCUCCAGUACUUCCUGUAUGGAAUAUUCCUGAACCCUCUUUAUGUGUGCAAGGCUUGGCCGUGUCCGCACCUGGUCAACUGUUACGUUUCACGGCCCACCGAGAAGAACGUCUUCAUCGUGUUCAUGUUGGCCGUGUCGGGCGUGUCGCUGGUGCUCAGCGUGCUGGAGCUCCACCACCUGGCCUGGAGGCAUUGCUGCAGGCGCUUUUUAGUGUCCAGGAAACUGGCGGCCGCCACCGAGACAACUCAACCCAAACAAGUCCACAUGUCUCCGCCUCCGCCGCGGCCGUCCACCCCGCCUCCCGAAUUCAGCCAAUGCGUGAUGGGCUCCUCUCACUUCCUGGCGCUGCCCUUCCCCAACCACCGGCUGGCCCACCAGCAGAACUCGGUCAACAUGGCGGCCGAGCAGCACAAGAUGACGGCGGGCGCAGGCGGCGACGAGGGCCUACUGCCGAUGAGCUGUUACUCGGUCGGCUGGCGCGGCGCCGCCGACGUGGCCGCCUGCUACGACGCCGCCGACUGCCUGCGGAUCCAAAAUCCCGGCGGCGCCGAGCGUCUGCUGCUGUGCGCCACCGAUGCCGUCGCUUGCCCCAAGGACAAACGGCGACUGAGCAAAACCAGCGGCGGCAGCGGGCGAACGCGAGCCGAUGACCUCGCCAUCUGACAACGAAGGCCCGCUCGGCUCCCGGCUCAAACUUGUGACGCGCGCAAUCGACACUGCGGUCCUUCAUCUUGAAGCCUCCGAGGAGCGUUCCGCUCUUUACACCUGACCCCCUGGUAAUAAAACCAACUGAAAGCAUAAUGGUGGGACUCGGGCUAAACGGUCCAAUUUUAACUUUUCAAAGACAAACAAGAAGGGCUGCGGGCAGGCCACCAAAAUAAAAGGUCAUCGAGAAGGCCGUGUAUUUGGCUACGCCACUGAACAGCAACUGGAGCACUUCACAAUCAAUAUCUAUCUCGUAAUGUGUUGAAAAUAUAUCCUGCUGACGAGAGGGGCUGAUUAUUAUCUUUUAGUAUCCACCGAUACUAUGGACUGAUACCUCUCGUACUUUUCAUUAAAAAAAAAAAGUCAUUUAACACAAUGCCAAAAAAUUGUGAAGAAAGGCCUUUCUUUCUGAAGCAGAUGCCACAGUAUAGCGCCUGCUACUGGCUUGUUCAAAACUGAUUGUGUCAGGCUGUCGGCAUCAAACCGUACACAGUCAAAAUGUUAAUAAUAAUGCAUCAGAUUUAUGCAUCAGCUUCUCACUGCCGUCUAUACUCCCUUUGAAAAGUAAUCCGACGGACACUUGAGCGUAUUAGCGCUGCUAGACGCUAGCGUCGCCACCGCUAAACGCUAACACCAGGCGCCGUGCAAUACAGUGUCAGCCUAAUUCUGAUGAACAUUUGAUGAGAACACAUGUGGGUAAUGGCAGUGGACAUCAAGUGAUGAGCAGAUCCACAACUCUGCCUUGGAUGUUACCAACUUUUGACAAAAAAAAACUGAGGACAUCAAACCAGAAUGCUGAAACUAUCAUAACAACGUGCCUUUGCUAUUCAAGUAUUCAUUCACCAUAGUUCUCACACAUUCAUGCUUACAACUAAUCUUGAAAAAACAAACGUACAAAAAAAAAAUAGAAAGAUAUAUUUUGCAGGAUUUUGUUUCUUGGAAAAAAACAUUUUUUUCUGUAUUAUUUUUUCCAAGAUUUCUUUCUAUGAGUGUUUAUUCUUGUAAUCUUUUUUCGGUAAUAAAAUAUGACUUUUCGG